Anolis sagrei ordinatus is the source of this 8069-nucleotide messenger RNA. The record is from RefSeq and is a predicted model, not a curated record. Lineage: Eukaryota; Metazoa; Chordata; Lepidosauria; Squamata; Anolidae.
CCCUCUCCUCAUCUGAAAGAAGAGAAGGGGGAGUUGAGGGGGGAAAAAAGUUUCACUCCCAGAUCAGGGAAGGGACAGGGGAACAUCACUUUUUUUGGGGAGGGUGGGGGGAAGGAAGGAGACCCCGGAAGGAGGAGCAGGGAGAAGGACUAAGGAAGAAGGGAAGGAAGGCAAGUGAGUGCUAGAGGAGGCAUCAAGAAGACCAUAACUCCUUGGAGAGGGCACCGAGACAUCCCCAAAAGCCAGCAAAGCAACCUCCUCCUCCUUCCUCAUUCCUCCUCCUCCUCUUCUUCUUCCUCCUCCUCUUCUUCUCCUUUUAAUUCUCCUCUUCUGUUUCCCCCUUUUUGCAAAGAGGCAGAGCAGCCGAGAAGAAACUUUCCGCCUCUCUCUGUCUCCAUCCCAAGCAAACUAACUUUUUUGGAAACCCAUGGCUUUAUAAAGUGUGCGCACUCCUCUGGGGGUGGGUGGGGAGGGGAAUCUGGUUAUUUAAUAUUUUAUAUAAAUAUAUAUAUUGAAAAGAGAGAGAGAGAAAGAGCGAAUAUUGCACCAGCCUUGAGGUUUGCGUCUUUUGCACAAGCCCAAAAUCCCGCUUUUGCCUUGGCGGACCAUGGAUACACACACGAGAUGGAAACGGAGGACUUGGAUGCUGGGAUCUGUAGUGCUGUUGUUAGUCUAUGCCGUCGGCCAGAGCCACGCAGCGGAACCUGCUGAUCUCUUGAAGGUAUUAGAUUUUCACAAUUUGCCCGACGGCAUCUCCAAAACAACAGGUUUUUGCACAAGCCGGAGGUCUUCCAAAGGAGCAGAUGUGGCGUACCGAGUCACAAAAGAUGCCCAGCUGAGUGCCCCAACCAAACAGCUCUACCCUGCAUCUCCAUUUCCGGAAGAUUUCUCAAUCCUAACCACUGUAAAAGCAAAGAAGGGAAGCCAGUCUUUUCUGCUCUCUAUUUACAAUGAGCAAGGCAUCCAGCAGAUUGGCAUGGAGAUGGGCAGGUCUCCUGUAUUCCUGUAUGAAGACCACACAGGGAAGCCCGGUCCUGAAGAUUACCCUUUGUUCCGGGGCAUCAACCUAUCAGAUGGCAAGUGGCAUCGGAUAGCCAUCAGCGUCCACCAGAAGAACGUCACCUUGAUUUUGGAUUGUAAAAAGAAAAUCACUAAGUUCUUGGACCGGAGUGACCAUCCCAUCAUCGAUGUCAAUGGCAUCAUUGUCUUUGGAACAAGGAUCUUGGAUGAAGAAGUCUUUGAGGGUGACAUCCAACAACUCCUCCUGGUGUCAGAUCAUCGGGCGGCCUACGAUUAUUGCGAGCACUACAGCCCCGAUUGUGAUACGGCUGUUCCGGAUUCGCCGCAAUCCCAAGAUCCCAGUCCAGAUGAAUACUACACAGAUGGAGAUGGCAACCUGGAAGCUGAAGGAGAAACCUACUAUUAUGAAUACCCCUACUACGAGGACACUGAUGAUACGGGAAAAGUCAUUCCACCGACUACCCAACCUGUGGAAAUUGAAGAAGUAGCCAGGGAAAGGACUGAAACCACUGAGGAAGUUGCCCCUCCCGCCACCCAACCCCCAUCAGUUGUGGAGAGCACCUUGGAGGAGAACAAGGAGGAUGAGAAGGUGGACGACCCACUGGUGGACGAGUAUAACUACGGAACCCUGCCUGAUGAAUACUACACGCCACUUCCAUAUGAGGACGUCAACUAUGAAGACAUUGACAAUUUGGAUAAGUUUACCGAAGAGGGCGUUGAGGCCGAAGUCCCCACGAGCACCGUCAUCACCUACAACGAAACUGAUGCUGGAAUAACAGGGAAUGAAGGCGAAGAUAUCGACAAAGACUUCACUGUGGAUACCCUGAAAGAGUACGACGACGGCUAUUACGACGGAGGCUACUACGACAGGACCGACUCGCCCGACAUUGGACCCGGGAUGCCUGCAAACCAGGACACCAUUUACGAAGGGAUUGGCGGGCCACGAGGUGAAAAGGGACAGAAAGGGGAGCCAGCGAUCAUUGAACCGGGGAUGCUCAUAGAAGGCCCGUCAGGCCCAGAAGGUCCAGCAGGUCUUCCAGGUCCUCCAGGAACAACCGGGCCAACAGGCCCAAUAGGAGAUCCCGGAGAAAGGGGUCCUCCUGGACGGGCAGGGCUUCCCGGAGCAGAUGGUUUGCCUGGACCUCCUGGGACCAUGCUUAUGCUUCCAUUCCGGUUCAGCGGAGGAGGAGACGGUGGAUCCAAGGGCCCCAUGGUGUCUGCUCAAGAAUCUCAGGCCCAAGCUAUCCUACAACAGGCUAGGCUGGCACUGAGAGGACCAGCUGGCCCAAUGGGACUGACUGGGAGACCAGGCCCUCUGGGACCCCCAGGUGGUAGUGGGAUCAAAGGCGAAUCAGGAGAUAUGGGGCCGCAGGGUCCACGAGGUGUCCAAGGCCCUCCAGGUCCAUCAGGAAAGCCAGGACGUCGGGGACGUGCCGGUAGCGAUGGCGCCCGAGGGAUGCCAGGCCAGACAGGGCCAAAGGGUGAUAGAGGUUUUGAUGGACUGGCCGGACUACCCGGGGAGAAAGGCCACAGGGGAGAUCCCGGCCCUUCAGGUCCUCCAGGAUCCCCAGGUGACGACGGGGACAGGGGAGACGAUGGAGAAGUUGGACCAAGAGGACUUCCUGGUGAACCCGGCCCUCGUGGUUUGCUGGGACCAAAAGGACCGCCUGGUCCACCAGGACCUCCGGGCAUUGCUGGAAUGGAUGGACAAUCCGGACCCAAGGGGAAUGUGGGUCCUCAAGGUGAGCCUGGGCCACCAGGUCAACAAGGAAAUCCAGGUGCUCAGGGUCUCCCAGGUCCUCAAGGCGCCAUUGGCCCACCAGGAGACAAGGGUCCUCUAGGAAAACCAGGACUUCCAGGCAUGCCAGGAGCAGACGGCCCCCCAGGUCAUCCUGGAAAAGAAGGUCCUUCGGGUGAGAAGGGAACUCAGGGACCUGCUGGCCCUCAAGGCCCAAUCGGAUAUCCUGGACCCCGUGGUGUCAAGGGAGCCGAUGGGGUCCGCGGCUUGAAAGGAACCAAGGGCGAGAAGGGUGAAGAUGGCUUCCCAGGUUUCAAAGGUGACAUGGGCAUCAAAGGAGACAGGGGUGAAAUUGGCCCUCCUGGUCCAAGGGGUGAAGAUGGGCCCGAAGGUCCAAAAGGUCGUGGUGGGCCCAAUGGGGAACCUGGCCCAUUAGGUCCUUCAGGAGAAAAGGGUAAACUUGGAGUUCCUGGUUUGCCGGGUUACCCUGGAAGAAUCGGGCCAAAGGGAUCUACUGGAUUUCCAGGAUUUCCAGGAGCCAACGGAGAGAAAGGCACAAGGGGCACCCCUGGAAAACCGGGACCAAGAGGGCAACGAGGACCAACGGGUCCCCGAGGAGAACGUGGGCAGCGAGGUAUCACCGGGAAGCCAGGACCAAAGGGGAAUUCUGGUGGUGACGGCCCCCCGGGUCCACCAGGAGAAAGGGGUCCUCCAGGGACCCAAGGACCUACUGGAUUUCCCGGACCAAAAGGCCCUCCAGGCCCACCAGGAAAAGAUGGGCUUCCAGGCCAUCCCGGGCAGAGAGGUGAAACGGGUUUCCAAGGGAAGACAGGACCCCCUGGACCUCCCGGAGUUGUGGGUCCUCAGGGUCCUACUGGAGAAACGGGUCCAAUGGGAGAGCGUGGCCACCCUGGCCCUCCUGGGCCCCCAGGUGAGCAAGGACUUCCUGGGCUGGCUGGAAAGGAAGGAACAAAGGGUGAUCCAGGACCUGCUGGUCUUCCUGGGAAAGAUGGCCCAGCUGGUUUGAGAGGCUUCCCUGGAGACCGAGGCCUUCCUGGACCAAUUGGACCCGUUGGGCUGAAGGGCAAUGAAGGACCACCAGGUCCUCCUGGACCAGCGGGUUCUCCUGGUGAACGAGGUCCUGCUGGAGCUGCUGGUCCAAUCGGUCUACCAGGAAGGCCCGGACCCCAAGGCCCACCAGGUCCUGCUGGUGAGAAAGGAGCCCCGGGUGAGAAAGGUCCUCAAGGUCCAGCAGGUCGUGAUGGUAUCCAAGGACCAGUAGGUCUCCCAGGACCUGCAGGUCCUGUUGGCCCUCCAGGUGAAGAUGGAGACAAGGGGGAAAUUGGUGAACCCGGACAAAAGGGAAGCAAAGGGGACAAAGGUGAACAGGGUCCGCCAGGUCCUACAGGUCCACAAGGUCAGAUCGGCCAACCAGGCCCAGCGGGAGCCGACGGAGAGCCAGGCCCUCGAGGACAACAAGGUCUUUUUGGUCAGAAAGGCGAUGAAGGAUCGAGAGGAUUCCCUGGACCUCCGGGGCCAGUCGGACUGCAGGGUUUACCUGGACCUCCUGGUGAAAAGGGAGAAACGGGUGAUGUUGGCCAAAUGGGUCCACCAGGGCCACCAGGGCCCCGAGGUCCAUCUGGGGCCCCUGGAGCUGAUGGGCCACAAGGUCCACCAGGUGGGAUUGGUAAUCCUGGAGCAGUCGGUGAGAAGGGUGAACCUGGAGAAUCUGGAGAACCUGGUCUACCUGGAGAUGGUGGACCUCCUGGUCCUAAAGGAGAGAGAGGAGAAAAGGGAGAAGCUGGUCCUUCUGGGGCCGCUGGUCCUCCUGGCCCCAAAGGACCUCCAGGUGAUGACGGUCCAAAAGGUAGCCCUGGUCCAGUUGGCUUCCCUGGUGACCCAGGUCCUCCAGGUGAACCUGGUCCAGCUGGUCAAGAUGGUCCACCAGGUGAUAAAGGUGAUGAUGGUGAAUCUGGACAAACGGGCUCCCCUGGUCCAACUGGAGAACCUGGUCCUUCCGGCCCACCAGGGAAAAGAGGCCCACCCGGACCAGCAGGUCCUGAAGGCCGACAAGGAGAAAAAGGUGCCAAGGGUGAAGGUGGCUUGGAAGGUCCUCCUGGGAAGACAGGUCCAGUUGGACCUCAGGGACCUCCAGGGAAACCUGGUCCAGAUGGCCUUCGGGGAAUACCCGGCCCAGUUGGUGAACAAGGACUUCCUGGUUCACCAGGGCCAGAUGGACCUCCAGGCCCGAUGGGCCCACCUGGUUUACCCGGAUUGAAAGGAGAUUCGGGUCCAAAGGGAGAAAAGGGACAUCCAGGUCUGAUUGGCCUGAUUGGUCCUCCUGGCGAGCAAGGAGAGAAAGGAGACCGCGGCCUCCCAGGUCCUCAAGGUGGAUCAGGAGCUAAAGGAGAACAGGGUAUUUCAGGUCCUUCUGGUCCAAUUGGCCCACCUGGUCCACCAGGAUUAACGGGUCCUCCCGGUCCAAAAGGUGCUAAAGGAUCUUCGGGUCCGACAGGUCCAAAGGGUGAAAUGGGCCAUCCUGGACUACCAGGACCUCCUGGACCUCCUGGAGAAGUGAUCCAACCGUUACCAAUCCAGUCAUCGAAGCGUACCCGAAGAAACAUUGAUGCCAGCCAGUUGGUGGACGAUGCUCCCAACACAGACAACUACAUGGAUUAUGCCGAUGGUAUGGAGGAAAUCUUUGGCUCGCUAAACUCUUUGAAACUGGAAAUUGAGCAGAUGAAACAUCCCUUGGGUACCCAGCACAACCCGGCGCGUACCUGCAAAGACCUCCAGCUUUGUCAUCCCGACUUCCCAGAUGGUGAAUACUGGGUGGAUCCGAACCAAGGCUGUUCCAGGGAUUCCUUCAAAGUUUACUGUAACUUUACAGCUGGUGGUGAAACUUGCAUUUUCCCGGAUAAGAAAUCAGAAGGAGCUAGAAUUACUUCCUGGCCAAAGGAAAACCCUGGCUCCUGGUUCAGUGAAUUCAAGCGUGGUAAACUGCUCUCCUACGUCGAUUCAGAAGGCAACCCUAUCGGCGUGGUGCAGAUGACCUUCCUGAGGCUCUUGACUGCUUCAGCCCACCAGAACAUUACCUACAACUGCUACCAGUCCGUGGCGUGGCACGACGACGCCACCGGCAACUACGACAAGGCCAUCCGCUUCCUGGGCUCCAAUGACGAAGAGAUGUCCUACGACAACAACCCUUUCAUCAGGGCGGUCCUUGACGGUUGUGCAGCAAGGAAGGGCUACCAGAAGACCGUGUUAGAGAUCAACACCCCGAAAGUGGAGCAAAUCCCCAUUGUGGACAUCAUGUUCAAUGACUUUGGAGAAGCGUCGCAGAAGUUCGGGUUCGAGGUGGGACCGGCUUGCUUCAUGGGCUAAGGACGGCCCCACGGGAAACAACGUCUUCCAAAAUGAGCAACCUCGUAACCUCAUUGUGCCUUCUCAUUUUUAAAAAAAUGGUCACCGUCACGUGCACGUUUUGAAACUGGACAGUUUUGAUGGGUUUAUUGUCUUCUUUGUUUCUCUUUUGUUUUGCCGGAGGCCUGACUCUGCCUGGGAAUAAGCCAAAGCCUCUGACCGAAGAUGGAAACCGUUCCCCAGAGCAGACCGUUCCCGUCUCAGAAUCACAUGACCUAAAAUUAUAAUCUAUUUCCAAAAACCAGCCUCUUCCUCUGACGUAUCCUUUCUCUUUCUGCGCAUCUUCUUGGAGACCACUGAAGGCCUCGGCUUCCUGUCUUUGAAUGUAUGGCUCUUCGUCGCCAUCGGAAACACUUUGGCCACGAAACGUUGGUCACUUUCAACAGCCUCGACUUUCUGCAAAGUUCCACCAACACCAUAGGAAAACAGCAUGAUCCGGUUCCUAUUUCUUGAAGACUCUCAAGGACAUCGCUAGAUAGGAUUUUACAUCUUCCCUGGGGUUUCAAUCAGAACCCAUGCAGAAUACCCCCUAAACGUGUCAUUAAAAUCAAAGGCUCAGGUCCCAAAAGUAGCAACUCGUACCAAAUACACUUCCUUUUUUGACAAAACGAAACAAAAAUAAUAUUGCCAGGUUCUGACUGUAUACCCCAUAUGAUAAAGGUGCUUCUAUUUUUGUAUUUUGUAAGUAAAUAUUUGUAUAUUAUUAUAUUAAAUAUAAAGUGUUUCCGGGUUCAAAACAUGCAUGUGUCACGCCCAUCUGCCCCAUCCGUCAUCAAAGGUCCCCCAAACCUCCAAGACUCCUCGAAAACAAAUGUUCACUGCAGCCUUAUGGGAUGCAUAUUUCCCCAAAAUUUAAUUUCCUCUGGAUUUUAAUCAACUUAAUGCCCAGUGCCAUCCUUUACUCAUAUUGUUCUUGAAGGAUGCAAUGAGUCAAUUUUAGCCAUUUACUCCAAGAAAAAGUCUGAAAACUGCUAUUUGCGGCUCAAGGCUUAUUCUGUGCAAAAUCCACGCAAUGCAUUCUUUUGUGCGCAGAAAACAGAUUUGUGGCUUUUUCUGCACAGAAAACAAUAUUUUCUCAAAGUAAUUUUCACCCGUUAUUACUCUCAUGAGACAACCUUUGAAAACUAUAGUUUGGGAAGACUUCUUCCAGUCCAUAUUGUCAGUCCACAAAGUUGGAUUGCAAUGAACGUUACGCCCAGCGCAAUCCUUUGCUCGGGUUGUUCUUGAAGGAAGCAACAAGUCAAUUUUAGCCAUUUACUCUGAGAAAACUAUAGUUUGGGAAGACUUCUUUCAAUCCACAUUGUCAGUCCACAAAGUUGGAUUGCAAUGAACUAAAUACACGCAAUGCAUUUUUUGUGCGCAGAAAACAGAAACGUGACUUUUUCUGCACAGAAAACAGUAUUUUCUCAAAGUAAUUUCCAUCCGUUAUAACUUCCAUGAGACAACCUUUGAAAACUGUAGUUUGGGAAGACUUCUUUCAGUCCACAUUGUCAGUCCACAAAGUUGGAUUGCAAUCGUUAUGCCCAGUGCAAUCCUUCGCUCAUGUUGUUCUUGAAGGAAGCAACGAUUCCAUUUUAGCCAUUUACUCCAAAAAAAAAAGUCCGAAAACUGCAGGUUUUGGAGAUUAUUUGCUGCUCAAGUCUCAUUCUGUGCAAAAUCCAAGCAAUGCAUUUUUGUGCGCAGAAAACAGAAAUGUGGCUUUUUCUGCACAGAAAACAAUAUUUUCUCAAAGUAAUGUUCACCCGUUAUUACUCCCAUGAGACAACCUUUGAAAACUAUAGUUUGGGACUUCUUUCAGUCCACAAAGUUGGAUUGCAAUCAACUUUACGCCCAGUGCAAUCCUUUGCUCGUGUUGUUCUUGAAGGAAGCAACGAGUCCAUUUUAGCAA